This is a messenger RNA of Durio zibethinus, 5337 nucleotides long. The record is from RefSeq and is a predicted model, not a curated record. Lineage: Eukaryota; Viridiplantae; Streptophyta; Magnoliopsida; Malvales; Malvaceae.
UACAUUUCUUUAUUUACUUUCGGAAUUUAGAGUAUUUAAAUAAUUUAUUUAUUCAUUUCCCUUCUGGGUCUUUAGGUUUGAAGAGUCUGAAAUUUAGGUUGGAGAUUUUGAGCUUGUUAUUUUGUUGUGUCUUGGGAUUCUUUGGUUCGUUUGAUUUCCGUUUUUUUUUGUUUUUUCCUUUAUGCAAAUUAAAUUCUAAAAGUAGAAAUUUUAUGAAGUUUCUAAUUUCUAAGAAGGGUACUGUUACACUUCUAGCUAUGAAAUUAUGCGUGUGGUUGAAUAGUGAACAAGGUUAAAGAUGAUGGAAAUAAAGGGGGAAUAGAAAAAAAGAAUAACAAUCCAGAAUGGAAUUAAACCUUUGGAGGAACUAAAAUUAGAAACAUAAAAGGAAGGAGCUAGAUUUUAUGGAGUUUAUAUAAUCUUGAGUUUAUUAUAAGUUUGGUUGUUGGCUCUUUGUGGUUGGUUCUCAUGUAGGAGGCUCUUUUUAUUGGAAUGUUUUGGUUCGUUUGUGGCUGCAUAACAAGUAGUUUAGUUUUAUACAAUGAAAGAGAAUGUUGCUUUGGUUUUUACCUUUUUGAUUAAGACUAGGGCUUGAGUUUGCUGGAAAGAUUGGGGAUACACAUUGAAUCAGCCUAUAAUGUUUUUGACUAAAUGCAUGUGAAUUGGUUUAUUAGAGUAUGAGAUGCUGAUACAUAACUAAAAAGUUUCCUUGCUAUUAGAUUUUAAGUAUUUCCACAGCUAUAAAUAAAUAUAUAGAUACUAAAAGAGGAAGCAGAAAUGGGGAAAGAGUUCAUAACUAAAUUUUCAGUUACCUUUGACUAGGAGGAUUUUGUUUUACUAGUUACAUGAUCACCAAGGGAGGAAGAUUUGGCGGAUAAAUUUGUACAACGAUAUGGAGGUUAUUUCUGGGGUGUGGUUAACAUCCAUAUAUAUUUCAUUUGAGGAAGGAGAAUGAUCCAUUAACAUCACACAGGUCACAGGGUCGCUGGCAAUUUACUUGUCUGCAGAAUGAAUGCAUUCAUUCUAAGUAUGAUAGAUAAUAUGGUUGUUAACGUUGUUGGGGGAUAUGCUACCCUUUUGCAUUUGAAAUUUAGACUGUUAGAAGUUUGUGUAGGCCUAUUGAGGCCCAUUUCUAAAAUUUAAUGUCAGUACUUGCCUAAUGUUUAUUGUUCUUUUCAUGUGGUCAUUACUUUCUAAGCUCAGUCAGUCAAAUAUUCAACUUAAGGUAGCAUUUUCUUCUUUGAUACAUCUUGACUUUUCAUGAUCCCUAAACCAUCUUUUGAAGGGUUAUGAAUGGUGUCCGAUUAUCUUCAGCGUGGGGAGGGUUUGAUCUCACUUAUUUGAAUAUCUGUCUCAUUGUACUCUAUAUAGAAGUGUAAAACUUACAAUAGUUUGCUCAUGUACAGUGAUAAAUUUUGAGGUUUCAACUCUUGGAGGAUAUAAGGUGUUUUAUGUUUCCUGAUGAUUGGUUUGCUAUAAUCUGCAAGGCAUUUUAGAUAACCAGGUUCUUAUUUUUCAAAAGGGGAAAGUAAAUGGUUUACAUUGCUAUAUUUAUUUAGGUACUAUUGUUAUGAAAUCAUUCAGCCAAAGGCUUCUAUUGUCUUCAUUGUGGGUUAUCUUUACAUUUUUUUAUGGUAAACUAAGUUUGAGUGGAUGCUAGAGUUGAAAGCAUAGUGUAUGCCGAGUGGAUCUGAAUAUUCCCCUUAAGAUAAUGGAUUCUGGCAUCAGCACUGUUGACACAAAUGUAGAGCCACACCUGGAUUUGGAAUUUGAAUCACAUGAAGCAGCCUACUCAUAUUACAAAGAAUAUGCCAAGUCUGUGGGCUUUGGCACUGCUAAAUUAAGCAGUCGUCGGUCCAGGGUGUCCAAGGAAUUUAUUGAUGCUAAAUUUACAUGCAUAAGAUAUGGAAAUAAGCAACAGUCUGAUGAUGCCAUUAAUCCUCGGCCUUCUCCCAAAAUUGGUUGUAAAGCAAGCAUGCAUGUGAAGAGAAGGCAGGAUGGAAAGUGGUAUGUUUAUAGUUUCAUAAAGGACCAUAAUCAUGAACUUUUGCCUGCCCAAGCACAUUUUUUUCGAAGCCACAGAAAUGUUGAUCCAUUUAAGAAUGAUGUUGGAAGGAGGCGGAAGAAUCUUGCUGCAGUUUCUAAACUAUUUAGUGCCUACAAAAAUGUUGACUUUUUGGAAGGUUAUAUGAGAAACAAGCAUGAUAAGGGGCGGCGUUUGGCUUUAGAAGAGGGAGAUGCUCAAGUACUUCUUGAACUUUUUAUGCAUAUGCAGGAAGAAAACCCAAAAUUUUUCUAUGCAGUUGAUUUGAAUGAAGAGCAUCAGUUGAGAAAUGUAUUUUGGGUUGAUGCCAAAGGCAUGGAAGAUUUCAGUAAGUUCGAUGAUGUUGUGUCUUUUGACAGUACAUAUUUCACGAACAAGUAUAAAAUACCUUUGGUACUCUUUAUUGGAGUCAACCAUCAUAUUCAACCCACAUUGUUUGGUUGUGCAUUAAUUGCGGAUGAAACAGUUUAUACUUUUCUUUGGCUGAUGCAAACAUGGUUUAUAGCAAUGGGGGAGCGGGCUCCACGAGUGAUGCUCACUGAUCAAAACAAUGCCAUAAAAGCAGCUGUGGCAUCUGUGUUUCCUAGUACACGUCAUUGUUUCUGUUUAUGGCAUGUGUUGGAAAAACUUCCUAGGCAUCUUGAAUAUUUGAGCUUGUGGCAUGAUAGUCUAAUGCUAAAACUUGAUAAAUGUAUUUAUCGGUCUUGGACUGAAGAGCAAUUUGAAAAAAGGUGGUGGAAGAUGGUUGACAAAUUUCAUCUUAGAGAAAUGCAGUGGAUUCAGUCUUUGUAUGAAGAUCGCAAACAGUGGGUUCCUGCCUUUAUGAGAGAUAUAUCUUUUGCUGGAUUAUCUACAGCUUUACGCUCAGACAGUUUGAGUUCUUCAUUUGACAAAUACGUGCAUGGAGAAACAUCAUUGAGGGACUUUAUAGAACAGUAUAGAGUAAUUCUUGAGGACAAGUAUGAAGAGGAAGCCAAAGCUGAUUUUAAUGCAUGGCAUGAGACUCCUGAGUUGAAGUCUCCAUCACCUUUUGAGAAACAAAUGUCACUUGUAUAUACACAUGAAGUUUUCAAGAAAUUCCAAGUUGAGGUUUUGGGAGCUGCUGCAUGUCAUCUUAAAAAGGAAAAUGAAGAUCAUGUGUCGAUGACAUAUAGUGUCAAGGACUUUGAAGAUAAUCAAAAUUAUAUGGUGGGAUGUAAUGAAUCUAAAUCAGAUAUAUAUUGCUCAUGCCGCUCUUUUGAAUACAAGGGCUACCUUUGUAGACAUGCUAUUGUUGUGCUCCAGAUGUCUGGUGUGUUCAACAUCCCAUCAAAAUAUAUUUUGCAACGGUGGACUAAUGCUGCCUUGAGCAGGCAUCCAAUCAGUCAGAAAUUGGAUGAGGUACAAUCUAAGGUCCGUCGUUACAGUGAUUUGUGUAGACGUGCCAUAAUAUUAAGUGAAGAAGGUUCGCUUUCUCAAGAGAGCUAUAAUCUUGCACUAUCUGCCAUAAAAGAAGCUCUCAAGCAAUGUGUAAGUAUCAAUAAUUUGGUUGAGAAUGAUGUCGGACCUAAUACCUCGGUGAUUCAUACUGAUUCUGGUGUUGAAGGACUCAAUCAAUGUGUAAAUGCUCCUGAAGAAAAAGCUCUAGAUGCUAGAAUGGCAAAUACAAUCAAGACUUCUCAAAGUGUUGAGGCUGCGUUGGAGAGGCAAAUUGAUGAGAAUAGUGCAACUAGAAAAGGAAAGCAGGUAUUUCUUGCGGGAGCUGCCAAUGAUGGGUCACAAGAUGGCUUUCAUCAAAUGGAGCUGUCGGGCAUCAGGCCUACACCAGUGCAUAAUGUGAUGCCAUCACAAAUGCAUAAUAUGGUGCCAACUAUGCUUACAAAUGUUGCAUCAACACAUUUUCAUAAUGUGGCUGCUACACGUUUGCAUGACAACCGACUCCAUCGGUAACUUAUAUUUUACCUCCAUUUUUGUAAAGAACGUGUAAAGAUAAGCUACUUUAGGGUUUUAGGAAGCGCAGUUUAUCUUUUUGCAAUUGCCUUGACCUCACUACAAGGUAUGAUAUGGCUGACUAAAUUCUCUUGUUUCUGCCUCUGAUGAGCCUUUUACACAUUUAUGUUAGCCUGCUAAUUUUAUUCCUCCCUCUUCAUGUCUCUCACAUGUUAACAUAGUUUGUGAUGGACAAGUGUUGUGUUUUGUCGAUCUGGAUACAGAUUUUUGGCAAGACAAGUAAUUUAUUGUGUGUUGGAGAAUUGCCUGCCAGAGAGCUGCAUUUUUUUUUUUUUUUAUUUUGCAUUUGUGUGUCACUGUGCUUACCAGUAAUUUUUUUCUGUUUGACAUUGAUGACUGACAUAGAUUGUUGCAGUGCGGCAAAUGACCCUCAAAUAUUGUUUUGGGUGUGGUUUCUGGUUUCAUCUGGGCAUUUUAUGGGUAACAGAAGGUUUUAAACUGGAUGGACUAUUCUAAUAUAUAUUCCAAAUAUACAUAUUUUGAGUAAAACAUAGUAAAGUUUUUAUUAUUUGAUUUGUGUAACUCAGUGAACCAAACUGCACAAAUCAAUAGAUUGAUGAUAUUUGCAGAACCUAGCGGCAAAAUCACCAGAAUUUAGAGUCAGUUCGUUUGUUUGGUCCUAGUAAAUUAGUUGAAUCGAGUGGUUUCCAACAGUCAAGAGUGAAGUCAAAUCAAUCCUCUUUGUUUCAAAGCUUGUACAUUAUUGCACUGAAUCCAGUAGCUGCUUUGUGUUUCAUGUGUUGAGUCAAAAUCCAGGCUGUUUCAUGUUCUCUAUCUAAAUAUUGAUGGGGAAAUGGCCCACUUGCAGCAAUAAAAAAGUAGAUAUCUCAAUUCAUGUAUUUUUAUCAUGUAAAACACUACAGUUCAUGUAUUGUAUUGUGUUUAACAUGAAAAUCGUAUGUUAUAAUUCAUAUUGAUACAAAAAACAUGAAAUAUUUUUUAUUUUUGUUAAAUUCAUAUAUGGCUUUUGCAAAAAAUUUAAAUUGUGUUGCUUAUGUGUUUUUUUGUAUCCUUUUUCUAUUAUGUCAUUAUGUCUUUUGCGGUAUGUCAUUUUGUCGUGUUUUGAAAUAUUAGGUUUAGAAAAAGGUUAACCAAACAGCCCUAUAAUUUCCAUAGUUUGGAUCAGGGGUUGGACAAUGAGGUCCAUGUACGAGACGUAGAUGGUGUAAAUUAAUUAAUAUCAAUGUAUAUUUUUGUGAAUUGAAGAGUGCAGUGGCUUUGUCAUCAGCUGGCAACCUUUAUUGGUUCAUGAAUCCUGCAAAAAUUCAGGAGAAAAUAGACAAAUUUUGAAAUAAUCAAGCAUU